AUGGCCAGCCAAAUAUCAGAAGAGUGUUGGGAAAACGGUGAGAAAGAUGACAUCGGAAGACCUGGAAACAUUCAGCAACCAGAUUGUGAGUAUUCUACUCCUUCACCGGUCUCGAACUCUCCAGAUAUCCGACUCUCCCCAUCCUCCCCGCCUGCUUCCCCAUCCUCUGAAGACAACAGGACAAGCCUUCUUGCUACUUCCAAAGAUGAAAUGAAACCUCAGUUGCCGAUGGAGAAUUUUUAUGAUCAUAGUCCUGGUGAAGUUUAUACAAUACCUGAGGAAGAAGAUGAGAUAUCAAGUCCAACUAGCGAUGGUGUUACAAGUUUGAGAAAGCGACGACUAGUGGGAGGUAACUCACUAGGCCUCUCACACUUCAUCAACUCACUUAUUCAGUUUUCCCUUCCUCUACCUUUCUCUGCACUCUAUUUGCUUUCGAUCCAUAUGAUUUCACCAUCCCAUGAACAAAUUAAAAAAGUUAAAUGA
Messenger RNA from Nezara viridula (southern green stink bug), 483 nucleotides. NCBI's taxonomy places the organism in Eukaryota, Metazoa, Arthropoda, Insecta, Hemiptera, Pentatomidae. The record is from the annotation of a GenBank genome assembly.